UUUUUAUUUAAAUUCUUGUGUUGCUUUCAGAUUUUAUGAUAAACGUGAUGCAGAGGACGCAUUAGAGGCCAUGGAUGGUCGAAUGCUUGAUGGCAGGGAGUUGCGUGUUCAGAUGGCUCGCUAUGGUCGACCAAAUUCUCCGACACGUCGCACCAAUAAUAGACGUGGCGGCGGAGGUGGUAGACGUCGUUCGCGUUCACCUGUACGUAGGCGCUCCCGUAGCCCCCGUCGUCGUUCGUAUUCACCUAGAUCCAGAUCUCGUUCGGCGGCAGGUAGUCGUUCACCUGUUCGACGCAGCAAGUUUUCACGAAGUCCAGUUGGUCGUAAAUCUUUGAGCCGUAGCCAAAGUCGCAACGGUAUAGCUGCUCGUAGUACGUCACGCAGUCGAAGCCGGUCCUAAAGAUGACAACUUAUCACUGCGACAAAUCAUUGAUAUCUUUAAUCAG
Molecule: messenger RNA, 446 nt
Organism: Rhagoletis pomonella (apple maggot)
Lineage: Eukaryota; Metazoa; Arthropoda; Insecta; Diptera; Tephritidae
Product: serine/arginine-rich splicing factor 2-like
Exons: 1
Coding region: 71-400 (109 amino acids)
Source: RefSeq, a predicted model, not a curated record